AUGCCUCUUCCAGAAACCAUGUUUUGUGCUCAGCAGAUCAAAAUCCCCCCUGAGCUACCCGAUAUCCUGAAGCAAUUUACCAAAGCUGCUGUUAGGACUCAGCCUCGUGAUGUUUUGCAGUGGGCAGCCGCGUAUUUCUCAGCAUGGUCAAGAGGUGAGCCCCUUCCUGUGAAGGAGAGGAUUGAAAUGCCUUUGGCAACAGAGAAAACGGAUGCUGGUUUGACCCCAGGACUCCUUAAAAUCUUGCACAAACAGCUUUCUCCCAAAGGCAUGGUGAAUGUUGCAGAACUGAAGGAAAAAUGGAAGCACUUGGGCUUGCCUGAGGAGCAGCUGAAAGCUAUCCUGCAGCUGGAUGACUUCGACGAGGAGGCAGAGUGGAUGAAGGUUCUGGCCCUCGGGUGCAGCGUGCUCGGCGGGUCCUUGCUGAGUUCAGUGAAACAUGCCUGCGAAAUCUUAACGAGCGACCCCGAAGGUGGAGCGGCUCGCGUGCCCUUCGAAACGUUCUCGUUCCUCUACUCCUAUUUGGCCCGUAUUGAUGGAGAGAUACCAGAGGAGAAAACUGAAGCAUUCCUCCACAGCAUUAAAGAACAAGCGGACCAGCAAGCUGGCAUGGUGCUGCUCAGAAACUUUCUGACCCAGCCCUCAACACAGCUUUGA
Molecule: messenger RNA, 657 nt
Organism: Opisthocomus hoazin
Lineage: Eukaryota; Metazoa; Chordata; Aves; Opisthocomiformes; Opisthocomidae
Source: RefSeq, a predicted model, not a curated record